UGGAAGAAAGAUCAAACGUUCGUGGGCAUUCAAAAGCAACAAAUAAAAGCAAGUUACCAAAUAAUUUCACCGUCGAGCUCUGUGUGGUUGUAGGGCCCAUAUAUCAACGUGCGUUCAAUGGAACUAAGGACCUCGUCUCAUAUAUAGGGACGUUUUUAAAUGCGGUUACCCUUGUCUUCACAGACAUGACUGAUCCAGUGAUAAACUUCCAGCUUAAUGGCAUACUGACACCUCAGGAUCGAGAUAUCGCUGGCAGAACAAUUUGUGGGCUGACAGUCGACAUACUCAGCUCUGAGUGUAUCUGCGCAACCGACAUAUUAAGUGCCCGAGACGCUACCGUUAACCUGAUGAACUCAUGCCAGUUUACACAUUGUGACCUUACUUCGCAGCUACUCAGUGGCAACCUGGCAAUGGCAGUCAAUGACACACACAUUAAUACGCUCGUCAAUGGUGUGGCUAGUGUCGCAGAAGUUUGCUCAAACGACAGUGCAUAG
Molecule: messenger RNA, 494 nt
Organism: Rhipicephalus microplus (southern cattle tick)
Lineage: Eukaryota; Metazoa; Arthropoda; Arachnida; Ixodida; Ixodidae
Product: venom metalloproteinase antarease TserMP_A-like
Biological process (GO): membrane protein ectodomain proteolysis
Molecular function (GO): metalloendopeptidase activity
Source: RefSeq, a predicted model, not a curated record